Molecule: messenger RNA, 2115 nt
Organism: Cyprinus carpio (common carp)
Lineage: Eukaryota; Metazoa; Chordata; Actinopteri; Cypriniformes; Cyprinidae
Product: glycerol-3-phosphate acyltransferase 3
Biological process (GO): triglyceride biosynthetic process
Cellular component (GO): endoplasmic reticulum
Molecular function (GO): glycerol-3-phosphate O-acyltransferase activity
Source: RefSeq, a predicted model, not a curated record
AGGUGGCGCCAGUGCAUCAUGUAGAACCAUAUGUGCGCGAACUUUGUAACCAGUCACACGAAAACUUUUUCGGACAUAGUUUCACUAUUUGGGACAUAAAGGAUAUGUAACAUCAACUUCAGACGUCUGGAAUGAAGAAAUGAAUGUUAUCGAGCUUGAGCAGACGGCCCGAGCUCAGAGCCCUGUCCCAUAGACUGACCGGAAGGACAGCAGAGAUGGAAGCUGCUUGGGACAUUGCAUUCGUGCUCUUCCAGGUGUGGCUGUCCAUAGUAGUGGGGCUCAUCAUGUUACCUGCUAUGUUUGGCAUGUCCCUGGGCUUCACAGAUAUCUACAUCAAAGUGCUGGUUAAGACACUGGAGUGGGCGACUCUCAGGAUCCAAAGAGGACAGAAUGAACAGCCAACACUGCCAUCACAGUCAGCCAAUGGGAUCAUCGAGAAAGAUGAUGGCUCUAUGGAGGAGAAGAUCAGACAGCUGAGACGAUCCCAUCCUGAUAACCUGGCAGGGGGAGACUUCACACUGUGUGAUGCCUUCUAUUUCUGUAAGAAAGGCAUUGAGAACAUUGUUGAGGAUCAGGUGACUCAGCGCUUCACGUCGGAGGAACUGGCUUCUUGGAACCUCCUCACGCGAACCAACAACAACUUUCGUUACAUCAGUGUACGGCUCACCAUCAUAUGGGGCCUGGGAGUUUUUAUACGUUACUGUAUCUUGUUGCCUCUCAGGAUCACGUUGGCUGUUAUUGGAUUGAGUUGGUUGGUGAUAGGAACUACUCUUGUUGGAUUGCUUCCUAGCAGCAAUGUGAAGAACUGGCUCAGUGAUUUGGUUCAUAUUACAUGCUACAGAAUAUGUGCCAGAGCCCUGUCUGCCACCAUCCGCUAUCAUAAUAAAGAGAAUCGGCCAAAAAAAGGAGGUAUCUGUGUUGCCAACCACACCUCCCCGAUUGACAUUGUCAUUCUGGCGAAUGAUGGAUGUUAUGCUAUGGUAGGUCAAGUUCAUGGAGGCCUCAUGGGGGUCAUCCAGAGGUCAAUGGUGCGGUCCUGUCCCCAUGUGUGGUUUGAGAGAGCCGAGAUGAAAGAUCGCCAUGCGGUUGCCAAAAGGUUGAAAGAACAUAUUGCUGAUAAAACUAAGCUGCCAAUCCUGAUCUUCCCAGAGGGAACUUGCAUUAAUAAUACGUCAGUCAUGAUGUUCAAGAAGGGAAGCUUUGAAAUCGGUGGCACUAUAUACCCAGUAGCAAUCAAGUAUGACCCUCAGUUUGGAGAUGCCUUCUGGAACAGUGCCAAGUACAACAUGGUGAGCUACAUCCUCAGAAUGAUGACAAGCUGGGCCAUUGUGUGCAACGUGUGGUACCUCGCACCUAUGACUCGACAGGAUGGAGAGGAUGCUGUUCACUUUGCUAACAGAGUGAAAUCAGCCAUAGCACAGCAGGGAGGUCUGGUGGAUUUGUCCUGGGAUGGAGGACUGAAGAGGGAAAGGGUGAAAGAAUCAUUUAAGGAGGAGCAGCAGAAGAUGUACAGCAGUAUGAUCGUAGGCUAAGACUGUCACGAAGCCUCUGUUGGUUCAGAGUAAAUUUCAUCUCACACUAUUUAUGAACUUGAUCUGAAAGUAUGAAACACUUCUAGCUCAGCCACCAGACACAAUCAUUCAGCAUCCAUCAGCACAGGCCCGCUGUUGUGCGAUGCUGCACCUUUUGAUUCAGCGAUAUUUUGUUUUGUUAAACUGAGAUCUGAAUCUCUUUUCUUGAGAUCUGAACUUGUAAUUCCUUGGGCAUGUUUUUAAAUGUUCUUUAUCACAUUCUUAAAAAUUGUGAUGAUGUAUAGUUACACGACUUACUGAACGUUGUUCUCAAUCGUUGUUGGGAGUUAGUAUGCCUAGUUUCCUUUACAAUACACUUUAUAGGUUUGCAUGUUAAAAUAUUCACUUUGUGCAUCUUCAUAUUGUAUUCCUGUUACAUGAUUUCUUAAAGAUACUAAAGCUGUGCACACUUUUCUCAGGUCCAGUGGGCUGUUCUUGUGUGGACACUAGAGGUCACUCUUACCAAACAACAAAAUUCGAGCCACAUCAUACAGCUCACUAUCACUAUUGCCUUUCCUAAUAAAAUAAUGAAAUUAAAUAUUCA